AAAUAAAUGUAAUCCCACAUCCUCUUGGUUGAAACAAGGUUGAAAGAAUUUGCCAAGUUGUGGAAAUUUGAGAAUAAAACAAAUGCACUUUCCUGAACUGAAUUUAUUUGCAAAAAAUGGUCAAGUAGAGCCAUGUUUUUCUUAAUCAUUGUAGUGAAAGCCCUUUUCUGGACGCCAUCAGAAUGUCAAAACCACACUGGAGACAUUACUACAAUCAAUGAAACCCUGAAAAUUAAUUUGCAAUUAGCCAAUAAUGAAGUUGACGAUUGGGAAAAUCCUGGAAUGACGUUAAAAAAUUGGGAGUUUGUUCAAAUCAACAAUGAAACAGUUUUGGUAUCGCUGACCAAAUUCGAGUUGGAUCUGACUUGCGAAGCACCAUUUCCGAUCGAAUGGAAUAUUACGGGUCACAUUGGAGCUCCAGAUUUUAUUCACAUUCAGCCGUAUAAAAGAGAAAUCGCUAAUUUGACGGAUGACGGGAUCGAAUUUCUGUUCAAACUACAGAUUUUAAUUUUCUUUGACCCUGGUAAAAAUGUGACUUCCGCAAGUGCAAGAAUAUACUGUCAACACGCCAUGAACCCAAAAAUCAGUAAAUCGUAUGCUGUUUUCCUACGACAUGAAAGGCACCCCUUUGUUAACAGUGGACAACUCUUGACUGUGGUGGACUCGAAAGUCAUUCCUUGUCCUACUACCGACCCAAAAUUGUCAGUAAACUUGAUUGCUCAAAAUGGACGACCAAUUAGUCCAGUGAAUUAUCUGUACGAUCCUCUGAUAGGCUUUCAGUUCCAAAAUAUGGUACAAGGAAAUUUCACUUGCGUAACUUUGAAUGACACGGUUUCUGUAUCUGCAACCAUUACGCGAACAAUUCCAGGGUAUAACUAUAUCCCGAAAACGCCUCAUGUCAAAAUAUUUACUGACGAGGAAUUGGUAUUGAAAUGUUCUCGCGGUGAUGGGACAGGAAAUAGUGGUUCAAGUAAUAUCGACAUUAUUGUCAGUAUUUCAAUGAAUCACACCUUGAGCAAAACCACGCAAAUCGACAGCCUCACAAAUUCUACAAUUGUGACUGCAAAAAUUCAUAGCUUUGGAGGAAAUGGUAGCGCUUCAUGUGUCAACGUGGCUGACCAGCGUAAUAUUUGGACAUGGGGUUUGGAAUUUGUGGAGCCGCCCACGUUGGUCUUGAACAAUUUCGAAGGAGAAGUAAACUGUGGCUCGGAAUAUAACGACAGAUCUGUCGCCACGGUCCGAUGUCGCGAUCCGCCACAUUGCGAAUACAUGAAGCAUUGUUUUGCAAAUCCCAACCUGUGCAAUUUCAACAUUCGAAAGCAGUUCUACUCUAGCGACUCCAAGCGCUGUUUUAACCCUGUCCUUGGCGAAGGGUACGAUUGCGCCAGCGUUCCAUACGCACAUCUUAAUGGGGCCGUGGCAUGUCAAGCUCGCGGUCUUUUGAGAUAUUUCAUGUUCUUUGUGUCCCUUCAAUUUCUGAGGCGGUCAAGUUGGCAAGAACUACAACCUUCCGAAUUAAUUCAGAUGGAUGAUGUCGAACCAAUUUUGUAUACGAAUAACACUUCGACAUUUUUGUGUCGAGCGGUUGCAUUUUUAUUUGCAGAUGAUUUGAAAUUUUCCAUCGAGUUUAAAAAUAAAACGCAAAAAUUUCUGCAAGGGUCUUCAUUUAACAUCACAGUUCUCGAGGGCUCCUCGUCACGAAAGGUUGACGAAUAUAACGUGCUGGCCGAGUUAAAGAUUGACUUGCCAAUUGAUGCUGUUUCGAUUCAUUGCCAUGCUCCAUGGAUGAACUCGACCGAGUUUUACGAUACUGAACGUCGAUUCGAAACAAGACAUUUACUCCAUCCAAAAAUUUCAGCAACAAAAGAUCAAGCUUUUGCAAAUUUUGUGACUGGAAAAACUACACAAAGACUGAACUGCUCUGGUUUUGGUGAACCGCAACCCACAUAUCGCUGGUUUAAGGAUGGAAUUCCGAUUCAAAAUAGCAGUGUCUCCGAGUCAACUCAAAUUACGACGGGCUCAAAUGGAGAAAGUUUUCUAGAAUUUUUAAAAGUUGACGAUAAUUCUGCUGCAACUUAUUUAUGUGUUGCUGAAAAUAUAGUUGGAAAUGACUCGUUUAGUUUCAAACUAAACACCAUUGAAGAAGAUUCGUCCUCUGUUACUUACGAAGCGUUGAUUGGAACCAUUUUAUUCGUACUGACAGCAGUCAUUAUUGUUUUGGCAUACGUUGUUAACCGCUACUUGAAAGCGCAGGAACUUCUUCGAGGAUUGACGGAGAAUGAAAUUGACGAGUUUUUCAAAGGACGACCCGAACUCGUCAAUUCCAGCCAAGCCCUUAAAGCAGAUAAUUUGGACUUGAUGCCUUAUGAUGUCAAAUAUGAAGUGGAAUUAGAUGACGUUGAGUUUGACGCUUCUGAGGUGCUUGGUUCUGGCGAGUUUUCUGUCGUAGUAAAAGGUCGCAUGAAGUCAAAAAAUAUGAACGUGGCCAUAAAAAUCGCAAAACCUUCGGCUGAUGUGACAUUAUUUAAAACACUUUUAUCGGAAGUUAAGAUAAUGAUCUUUAUUGAAAAUCAUGAAAAUAUCGUUGCCUUGUUUGGAGUUUGUACCCGAAAUAUACGCACACGUAAUAUCCAUAUUGUUUUGGAGUUUUGUGAGAACGGGAGUCUUGAAACGUAUCUCAGAAAAGGACGAGCACGGUUCAUUAAUUUGAUUGAUCAAAAUCAAAGGCUCAGCUUGCAAGUUCUAAAAUCUCGACCUGAUGCCGAGGAUCGUCUAAGCUCUCUUGACCUGAUAAAAUGGGCAAUGCAAAUUGCAAAGGGAAUGGAAUAUCUCAGCUUUAAAGGGGUCGUACACGCAGAUCUAGCCGCAAGAAAUAUCUUAUUGAAUACAGCCAGAGCUGCAAAGAUUUCGGAUUUUGGACUCAGUAAGAAAUUAUACGAGUGCACAAAUUACGUGAAGAAAACGAAGAGCCCCCUUCCCUGGAGAUGGAUGUCGAUUGAAGCUCUAUCAACGCUAACAUUCUCGAAAGAGUCCGAUGUCUGGGCAUACGCUGUGACAUUAUGGGAAAUUUUUAGCCUUGGUGAUACACCUUUUCCUAGUGAGACAUGGGAUAAGGAUUUUUUACAUCGAAUUACUUCUGGCAUGAGAAUGGGACGGCCAAAAUUCGCAACAUUUGACAUUUACAGCCAAAUGGUGAACUGUUGGGAUGAUGACCCAAUGGGCAGGCCAGAGUUUUCGUCUCUACGAAAAUACUUUUCCAAUCUAAUUGAAAAAAUUACAAAUGAACAAAUCCCACAAGAACUUGGAUCUGAACAUAAUUUAACAUUUUUACGCGAACCUGUGUCAACUGGUGGCGAAAGCGAUGGAAAGUACUAUACAAAUGAUGUCAAUUUGUACGCCAACAUGAAUCCGGAGGGUUUGCCCCAAUACGCAAACUAUGACCCUUCCUCUCCUGGACGAAUAAUGUAUUCCAACGUCCCAUAAGCGCAAUAUUUUUAGAAAUCAUUUGUGACAACAUUUAUUUCAUAUAAUAUUUUUCAUAUAUUAAUCUGUCAAUUAUUAGUGUAGUCUUACAUUAGACAUAUCUAUGAAGUAAGUAUAGGAUUUUAUUGUCAAGAAUAUUUUUCCAAAAACUGUUGAUUAAAGCUUUUCAGUCGAA
Molecule: messenger RNA, 3658 nt
Organism: Folsomia candida
Lineage: Eukaryota; Metazoa; Arthropoda; Collembola; Entomobryomorpha; Isotomidae
Product: mast/stem cell growth factor receptor-related protein Kit-like
Exons: 20
Coding region: 133-3483 (1116 amino acids)
Biological process (GO): protein phosphorylation; multicellular organism development; cell surface receptor protein tyrosine kinase signaling pathway
Cellular component (GO): signaling receptor complex
Molecular function (GO): ATP binding; transmembrane receptor protein tyrosine kinase activity
Source: RefSeq, a predicted model, not a curated record